GAUUUGGAAAAUUAAAUCCUAAAAACCAUGCCGGGGUAGAUACUUUUGCUACAACGACUGAAGGAAUAUUCCGUCUAAGUGGAUCAGCUAAAAGGAUAAAGGAAUUGCAAACGAUUUUUGAUUCUCCACCGGUUUAUGGAAAAACUUUAACCUGGGUUGGAUAUUCUGUACAUGAUGCAGCAAAUGUACUAAGAAGGUAUCUAAACCAUUUGCCAGACAAAGUUAUUCCACUUGUUUGGUAUGAUAAGUUUCGGGCUGUACAUG
Messenger RNA from Racocetra persica, 264 nucleotides. The record is from the annotation of a GenBank genome assembly. Lineage: Eukaryota; Fungi; Glomeromycota; Glomeromycetes; Diversisporales; Gigasporaceae.